Molecule: messenger RNA, 1155 nt
Organism: Saccharomyces paradoxus
Lineage: Eukaryota; Fungi; Ascomycota; Saccharomycetes; Saccharomycetales; Saccharomycetaceae
Gene: INP54
Product: phosphoinositide 5-phosphatase INP54
Exons: 1
Coding region: 1-1155 (384 amino acids)
Biological process (GO): phosphatidylinositol dephosphorylation
Molecular function (GO): phosphatidylinositol-4,5-bisphosphate 5-phosphatase activity
Source: RefSeq, a predicted model, not a curated record
AUGAACAAUACCAAUUGGAAGGUAUCAGUAACGACAUUUAAUUGUGGUAAAGAGUUUCCCGUUGAAAAUUCGAAAGCAAUCGUUAAGCAAUUGCUUUUCCCCUACGAUGACGGCAUCUCCCGACUAGAAUUGCAAGAUGUAUAUGUAUUGGGGUUCCAAGAACUAGUUCCCAUAUGGCAAGGCUCCUUCCCUGCUGUUAAUCGUGAUUUAAUCAGUGGAAUUACAAAUACUGCGAUUGAAUGUCUGAAUGAGAAAGUGACAGCUAUUCAAGGGAAUGAACAGUAUUCAUGUUUAGGGGUGAAUAGUCUUGGAGCCAUCACCAUAAUAGUAUUAUACAACAAUAACGCACUGAAGGUGAAAGGAGAUAUUUUGAAAAGGAAUGGAAAAUGCGGCUGGUUUAGUACACAUUUGAAAGGCGGGACUUUGUUAAGCUUUCAAAUGGCACGCAAUGGCGAGGAGAACUGGGAGAGAUUUAGCUAUAUAUGUGUUCAUUUGAAUGCAAAUGAAGGUGUCAACAAUAGAAACCAGAGGAUAGGUGACUACAAACGGAUAAUGAGUGAAGUGUGCGAUUCUGAGAUUGCCAAAAGCGAUCACUUUUUCUUUCUGGGAGAUUUGAAUUUUAGGGUUACUAGUACUUACGAUCCAGCUACCGAUUAUUCGUCCACGACAACAUUAAGGCGUCUAUUAGAAAACUACGAAGAACUGAACCUGCUACGUAAAAGGGAGGAUGAACCAUUAUGUAAGGGUUUCCAGGAACUGGAGAUAAAGUUUCCACCAACUUUCAAGUUCAAAUUAUUUGAAAAAGAAACAUAUAAUACGAAAAGAAUCCCGUCAUGGUGCGAUAGGAUCCUAUACAAGAGGUAUGCAAUGCCAACUUUAGCGCAAGAAGGUAUAUACCAUUCCGUCCCUAGAUCCAAUGCUUUAUUAUUUAGUGAUCAUCAACCCGUUAAUCUUACCGUAAGAUUACCAAGGUCUACAGGAAUAGCAGGCCCGUUAUCGUUAAAUAUCGAGAAAUAUCAUUUAGCAUGGAGUUCUAGUCUGAUUGGACAAAUUGGUGACGGAGUCAUUGGGUACUGCGGUUGGCUAAUCACUAAGAAUGCACAUUAUUGGAUAUUGGGUUCUGUACUAUUAUAUUUACUGCUAAAAAUUCUGUAG